Phragmites australis (common reed) is the source of this 787-nucleotide messenger RNA. RefSeq lists its product as uncharacterized. The record is from RefSeq and is a predicted model, not a curated record. Bases 81 to 626 code for a protein of 181 amino acids. Lineage: Eukaryota; Viridiplantae; Streptophyta; Magnoliopsida; Poales; Poaceae. The transcript has a single exon.
GUGCUCCGCGCAACAAUGGCAAGUGUCAGCUUGCAGUUGGCACACACUGUCGUUCCACCCAACUACAGCACCAGCAAACAAUGCCGAUGGCGCCUGCGGCAACACGAAGCUCUCCAAGCUUGCUCGCCAACGCCAAGAGCGGUUUCUUGGUGUCGUCUCCCUACGCCGCCGCGACGGCGGUCCGGCUCGCCCGCCGCGCCGGCGGGGACAGGACCGUCCUCCUCGGCGUCGCGCCGAGGAGCGGCCGGCGUGAUGGGUGGGGCGCCGACUCGAACUCGUCCUCCGGGGGCGGGCUGGUGGACGAGGACAUGGCGACGCUGCGGCGGCGCAUCCGCGAGGUGCGGGCGGCGUUGUCCAAGGACGAUACUGACGCCGACGCCGGCGGCCUCCCCCUCCCGGCUGCCGAGUGGACGGAGCUGGAGCGGCGACACCAUGGGAGCUACGUGGCGGGCGUGCGCGGCGCGGCCGGACUCCUCGAGGCGUUCCUCGUGAGCGCGCGCCCGGGGCUCGGGGCCGGGGUUGUGGCGCUGCUGCUGCUCGGCGUGCCGGCAUCGCUGCUUCUCGUGUGCGCGCAGCUGAUCACGGCCGUAGGUUCCGUCUCGUCCUCUGUGCUGAACGGUCAGUGAUUGGGUACGUAUUUUGUGCCGUGCAUCGGUGCACGGUUUGGAUAUUGCGGCCCAAAAACCAUAUAAAUCUGUAGAAAGAAAUGCGCGUCCCGAGCAGGGGACUUGAGAAGAUAAUGUAGCACUGCUAAGGGUUCAGAAAUUCGUUGAAAAUCGCUCAAAAA